AUGGCCCAAUAUUGUUUUCCAGUGUGGCCAUUAAUAUUGUUCCACUUCGUUGAACCUCAAUCUGCCACCUGUUGAAUCCCUAAAUACUGACUGAUCAAGAGAACGACUGUAUGGCUGAAAUACUAAGAUGGAUAUAUAUAUUUAGUAUGGAAAAAUGAUUACAUUGACUCAACUAAAGAGGAUUUGAAGAAAACAGGUGCGAAUAAGAGUCCAAUAAAAAAAAUGUAGAUACUACACAAAAGAUACUCAUAUUUAGAAGUAUUAUAAUAAUUAUUGGGAUGUUUUCAACUUCAUUUAUUAUAUUUUUCGCUUGAGGAGUCAAGUGUUUUAAUGUUUUCCACCAGGGAGUUCUUAUGUCCAGACAUCUGACAAUAUUUCAACAAUAUCUUAUCUUUAUGAUUCUGUAAUAUCAAACGCCUAGGGUAAGCUAUAACCUGCUUUAAAAUUUUAGAUAGAAAAUAAAAAAAAUGUAGUUGGUGCAAUACUGAAGCUUGAAGUUCCAGACGAUAUGAAACCGUGUGAAAUAAUCGUCUUUCUCGCCAUACUGCACUGUCUUUGCACUGGCAAUGGUAAUGCACGUUCCCUGAAGAAGAGAGGUCCUGCGUCAAGCAGACAACAUCAGAUAGUAAGAAAACAACAAGUUCCAUCACACGUCAGGAAACAAUACAUCGACACGUAUGGCGGUAAUUCAGUGAUGGGGGGUAAUCCAAUCAUGGCAAGUGACCAAGGCAUUGGGGAAACUGACCAGAAUUUAAUAGAAACUACAGAAAAUGGACAACAAAGUCAGGAUAAUAUCGCAAAUACGUUACAAGCUGCUGGAAUUUCCUUAAACACCGGUUUAACACAGAAUACCAUGGAUGAAAAUCGCGCGCAAUCUAUGAGUAGUGAUCUUGUCGACUCGACCGAAGGCACAGACAGUCGGCAGUUGAUUGGCAAUGGUAAAAAAGUCUUCUUCAUUCCUUACUCAGUGAUGAAACCACCCAGAACUCUUGUCUUAUCUCCAAACCCGCCCUUGCUAUGUAUCAAUCUACUAGAUGCAUUUACUAGAUUUUCAUUUUUGAAAUGUUUUGUAGGACUCAUGCAAGGAGGAAAUGGUGGUUUAGAUGUUUCUCCGCUAGGUGGUACCAGCAACCUGGAAACAAGUCUAGGUGGUGGACUAGAUGGUGGAUUAGGUGCUAGUUUUGGUGGAGCGGGUCUAGGCGGGGGUCUAGGCGGGGGUCUAGGCGGACGUCUUAGUGGUGGCCUUGGAGCAAGUUUAGACAGCGGGACAAGUCUAGGUAUGGGUGGAGGUACAGUCGAGGUGGGUGGGGGUAAUGGAGGUCAAGGAAUAGGAGCUUUGAAUGAUGGGUUGGGGGCAGACGGUGGUGGUGAUUUUGGACUAGGGAAUGGCGGUAGUCUUAGUGGUGGUAUCAGCGCUGCAGGGCUUGGUGGUGGGAGUAAUAUUGGAGGCAUUGGAGGGGGGAGUUUGAGUGACGGUGGAAUAAAUGGUGGUUUGGGCGAUGGUGGAAUAGGAGGAAGUAAUAUAGCUGGGGGUGCUUAUAGUGAUGGUGUAGGGAAUUUGGGUGGUGGUGGAAUAGGAGACUUGAGCGAUAACGUGGGAGGUGGGGACAGCCAAAUGAGUGACAGCCUAGCAGGAUUAGGUGGAAACGGUGGUGGUAGUUUUAGUGACGGUAUAGGAUUAGAGGCUCUGGGUUCCAGGAUUGCAGCUGGUAGUAAGGCACAAAACUUUGGCUCUCUGGGAGGUGCACAUCAUCUGCCAGAAUUUGCAGGACUGGGCAGCAACGGCGGACUCCUUGGUGGGAUGCCAUCUGGUCAUCAGGUUCCACUGGACAUGCAACUCUCUGGCGCAGCGGAUGAAAAUCCUUCCAUGAUUCAUGGGGGAUUAGCGUCGAUACUUCCUGGUAAAACUAUUCACGCCCACGUUAGUGACAAACCUACUGGCAAUCGACCAGCAAUAAUGGGACCGUCCAUGAACGCAGCUUUACAGGUACAAGAACAGGCAAAAAAACAACACCAAAAACGCCUGGAAGCUCUUAAAAUGAAACUGAAGAAACUAAGAGAAAGACUGGAAGUGCUGCAGACUACUGGAAAUAAACAAACUAAGAUCAGCAGUAAACAAAAAGAAAAUAUGAACAAUGAGGAGAUUGAUACGUUGAAUGAGCUAAGAAUGGCCACACAGGAUGCUAUCAAGGAGUUACACACGGACUAUCCUCACGCUAAGAAAAAACAAGAAACAGCACAACCAAAACACGAAUCACUUGGCAGUAAACUGAAGACUGUAGAUUUUACAGCUAAAGAAACAGGAGAUACACUUGAAGAAUUGCUAAAACUACUUGAUCCUGAGCUACAAGACAAGAAGCGAGGAGAAGUUCACAAAAUAAAUAAUACCUCUCAUCUGGGUGAUGAGACAGAAAGUAAACUAGCCUCAUUGACUAAGAAGGCAGAAGAUGAGGUGGACUUGUUGGCUUCAGAGAGUCCAAAGCCUAAAACAGUUCUCCAAGCCAGUACAACUGCUAGCAGCAAGAACAGUUCAUUAAAUACCAACAAAAAACGUCCUAAUGCAAAGAAAGAUCUUUCAAAACACGGCGACAAAGGCAAAACGAUGGUUGCUCCAAUGAAAAAGGGAGAAACAAAGUCAAAUGAAAAGUCCAAAAAGACACUAAAAUAUCGAAGUCUAGGGUGCUGGCGAGAUGAUCCUAACCGUGUCGUACCUAGUUUAGAAAAUACUUCAACAAUGCUCCAAGAUGGCUACCGUCUACGACAAGACUCUGUGAAAAAAUGCGCACAAGUAGCUAGAAAGCAAGGUUUUGCUGGAUUUGCGAUUGAAAAUGGAGGACAAUGUUUUGGUGGUCCGAAUCUGCUUAAAAGAUAUAAGAAAUAUGGUAGAUCUAGAGAUUGUGCUAAUAAUGGGACUGGUGGCGAUUAUGCUAUGGAAGUUUAUACAUUUCAACGAAAUUUAGAAUAGAUUUGCACAUAAGUGAAGUGUUUGCCGCUAAGCAUUGAAGAAUGAUUGUACUUGCGAAAAUGCUAAAUCUAAUUAAGAUCAACCAACUUUAAAUACCCCCUUUCAGACUAUGGAUAAUUAACGCAGGUAUAUUGAUUAAUAUUGAUAAAUAUUUCAAACGGUCACAAAAAUUACUGAUUUGUACAUAUUGUAUACAUAUGUUAGAUUUAAAUAUUAAAUAUUAC
This is a messenger RNA of Dendronephthya gigantea, 3189 nucleotides long. Its product is annotated as keratin, type II cytoskeletal 1-like. Lineage: Eukaryota; Metazoa; Cnidaria; Anthozoa; Malacalcyonacea; Nephtheidae. The coding region runs from base 509 to 2965 and encodes 818 amino acids. The record is from RefSeq and is a predicted model, not a curated record. The transcript is spliced from 8 exons.